Molecule: messenger RNA, 1815 nt
Organism: Magnusiomyces paraingens
Lineage: Eukaryota; Fungi; Ascomycota; Dipodascomycetes; Dipodascales; Dipodascaceae
Exons: 1
Coding region: 1-1815 (604 amino acids)
Molecular function (GO): arylsulfatase activity
Source: RefSeq, a predicted model, not a curated record
AUGACUGAUCCUACUAACUCCACCAAAAAACCAAACUUUGUUGUCAUUGUGGCCGAUGAUCUGGGCUUCUCAGACUUAGGCGCCUUUGGAGGUGAAAUCAAUACCCCCAACCUUGAUAAACUCGCUUUUAACGGUCUACGUUUAAACCAGUUUUAUGCAGCUGCCGCUUGCUCGCCCACACGUUCUAUGCUGCUCUCCGGCACCGACAACCAUAUUGCCGGUGUCGGCGCCAUGUUUGAGUUUGUACGGCGCACCCCUGGCUUUCGAGAAAAGCCUGGCUACGAGGGUUACCUCAACAAUAAGGUAGCCCCAUUCCCAGAACUUCUUUCUGAACGUGGCGGGUACCAUACCUUCAUCUCAGGCAAGUGGCACCUGGGACUUAUUCCAGAAGCAUUCCCUGCUAAAAGAGGGUUCCAGAAAAGUUUUGCACUACUUCCUGGUGCCGCUAACCAUUACGGCUGGGAACCACAGCUCGAGUUUGGAAACAAAACAGUCGACGAAGUUGUUCCCGACUUGUUACAGGCCACUGCACCUGUGCUCCAUGCCGAGGGUGAAAACUAUUAUACAAAGCGAUUACCAGAAGACUUUUAUUCUUCUGAUUUUUACGCAGGUAAGUUUCUCGAGUACCUCAAUGAGCAUGUUGAAAAAAAGAAGAAAGAAAAUAGUGAUCAGCCAUUUUUUGGGUUCCUUACAUUUACUGCCCCACACUGGCCACUCCAAGCCCCACGACAUUUGAUUGAAAAAUACAAGGGUGUUUACGACGAGGGUCCUGCUGCUUUAAGAUUAAAGCGCCUUGCACGUCAAAAAGAACUUGGUAUUAUUCCUCAAGAAGUUGAACCACACCCUGUGGUUCCACUUGGCACUUCGGACUGGGAGGAUCUUGACGAUCUUCAGCGCAAAAAGUCUGCCCGUGCCAUGGAAACUUUUGCAGCAAUGGUCGAGCGACUUGACUGGAAUGUUGGCAAAGUUGUUGAGAGCUUGGAAAAGUCUGGAGAACUCGAUAAUACUUACAUUAUCUUUCUUUCAGAUAAUGGUGCCGAGGGCGCUGAUCUCGAGGCAAAGACUAUCAUCACCGGUAGUUUGUCUGAACACAUUGAAAAGUACUACAACAACUCUUUAGAAAAUAUUGGUAACGGCGACUCGUACGUGUGGUACGGCACCCGUUGGGCUCAAGCUGCAACUGCUCCAUCUAAGCUUUUUAAAAUGUUUUCAUCUGAAGGUGGUAUCCACGUCCCUAUCAUCAUUUCACACCCUGGACUUAGUCCCGAGCACAAGGGUUCUAUAAACAGCACAUUCUCCACCGUCAUGGAUAUUGCCCCGACUCUUCUUGAACUUGCAGGUGUUGCACAGCCAGACACCAAGAAUUAUAAGGGCCGUGAGAUUGCGCCAAUUCGCGGCAAGUCAUGGGUCAAAUUUCUUCAGAACCCAUCUGCAGUCAAUUCUAUUUAUGACAAAGAUGAGACUGUUGGCUGGGAGUUGUUUGGACAAGCAGCUGUGCGCAAGGGUGACUGGAAGAUUACCUUUAUUGGAAAUCCUGUUGAAGAAAAUAGCUGGAAGUUGUUUAACAUUCGUGAGGACCCUGGUGAGGUUCAUGAUUUGUCUAGCAAGUACCCAGAAAAAUUUGACGAGCUGCUGGAAGGCUGGGAAGAUUACAAAAAGAAUUAUAAUGUUCUGGGACUUAAGACUGAAUGGGCAAGCUUGCCUGUAAAUGAGAUUGAUGAUGAUACCUUGUGGAUGAAGUAUGAGCGAUUGACUGCUUUUAAAGUCAAGCGAGCGAUCGAAGCAGAAGCUGCUCGUGUGUCGGUCAAAGCCUAG